Molecule: messenger RNA, 3005 nt
Organism: Pomacea canaliculata
Lineage: Eukaryota; Metazoa; Mollusca; Gastropoda; Architaenioglossa; Ampullariidae
Product: nicotinamide/nicotinic acid mononucleotide adenylyltransferase 1-like
Exons: 11
Coding region: 54-1184 (376 amino acids)
Biological process (GO): NAD+ biosynthetic process
Molecular function (GO): nicotinamide-nucleotide adenylyltransferase activity; nicotinate-nucleotide adenylyltransferase activity
Source: RefSeq, a predicted model, not a curated record
ACUAACGGGUGAAGUCACGUGACCGCAUGCAUUAAGAGUGUACAAGAGGGACGAUGUUCAGUCUACACAAUCUUAAGCGCAAUAUGGCAACAACGCCAAAAGUUGUGCUCUUGGCAUGUGGCUCUUUUAAUCCCGUGACGAAUAUGCAUCUUCGGAUGUUUGAGCUAGCAAGGGAUGCUUUGAAUAGGACUGGGCGCUUCAACGUUAUUGAUGGGAUUAUUUCCCCAGUCAGUGAUGCUUAUCAAAAAAAGGACCUGGUUUCAGCAAAACAUAGAUGUGCCAUGCUUAGAUUGGCUCUUGAGUCAUCCAACUGCAAAUGGAUCAGUCUGGAUACAUGGGAGUCAGAUCAAUCUAAAUGGUCAACGACAGAGAGCGUAAUGGCUCAUUUUCGGGAAGUGCUUGAUAAUAAAUUUAAUGCCAACUUCAAACCCACACAAAAGCGAAGACGAAAAAUUGAAAACAAUGAAGAUGAAUGUCCAAACACAAGUGGAAGAGGAAGUGAAGCUGACGUGGACAAUAUUCCCAAGAUUAUAAUAGAUGAGCAGCCCCCACUACUGAAACUGCUUUGUGGGGCAGAUCUCUUGGAGUCAUUUGGAACACCUGGCCUCUGGGCAGAUGAGGAUAUAGAGAAAAUUGUUGGCAAACAUGGACUUGUUUGCAUUACUAGAGCUGGAUCUGACCCAUCAAAGUUUAUCUAUGAAUCUGAUGUCCUGUCAAAAUACCAGGAGAAUAUUCACAUAGUGACAGAAUGGAUAUACAAUGAUAUAAGCUCCACAAAAAUUAGGCGAGCUCUUAGAAGAGGAGAGAGUGUCAAGUAUUUACUGCCAGAUUCUGUAAUUGAAUAUGUACGCGAACAUGAGCUUUAUGGUGUACCUGAUAAUAAGUAUAUCAAUCACUUAAUGCCCUCGCCGAAUGAUGAAGCCAUGCUCUCACCUGAGCCAGAGGAGGACAACAGCUCAUCAUCAGGUGAAAUCAGCAUGGUGCUUCGAUCAGCAGAUUCUCUAAGUUCCCGAGAUACCAAUGACACGUCAUCGCUUCUUUCUAUUGAGAGAAGCCCAGCAAGGCUUGAACCUUCACCAAAACAUGUUCCUUGUAUGACUGACCUUGGGACCUUGGUGCGACGUGUGAAAAACUACAAUCUCAGAGUUUUCCAGGCAAGCAAGAUCACUACAACCCCUGAAUAGCACCUACCAGCUGCAAGGACUCCUCUCUUCACAGCUAACAUGCUGUUGAUUAGCUACAGCUCUCAUCGUCAAAUACUCAUGUAAUUUUAACAGACAAGUUAUCACACACCUUGUUCAUAUACUACAAAUACAUACACUGUGGCUGGCUUUAAACCUUUUUGUACAUAAAUGUGAAAACUGUUAAAGCAAAUUGUAUUUUAAAAGUAUAUAUGUAUAUAGUGUACCUGUUUUUGUAUAUAAGCACACACACAUGCCUAAAAUAUUUUUCAGAAUUUGAAAAAAAAAACUGAUGAGAAAUAUUAUAUGGUCAGUCGAAUGCAGCUUUGAAAGCUGCACAUUUUUCUCAGCAUGUUGCAAGUCAUUGUAUAGACAUGAGUAAAUGUUGUAGCAGUAUAAUGGGUUUACUUUGAUGUUAUGAUCAUGUAUGGAGCUAUUUAUGCGCAGUCCCCACCCUCUUCCUCUGUGUUCCUACCGACCAUGCACCUCACCUGUUGGCUUUAUUGUGACGACAUUGGUUUCACUACAGGCCACAUUUCAUGUAGUCAAAUGCCUCUAAUUUUCUUUUUAACUUCUGAAGCCAACAUUAUGAUAUUAUGUUGUGGUACUCAAAACCUCUAUAAAACAAAUUAAAAGUGAAUUGUUUUCAUCUGUUGUUUAAAAAAGCAAAAAAGUUUAGUGACUGGAAAAAAUUCACUGGGAAGUGAGAGUUUUAGGGGGCAUAGCUGGGUUGUAAUGCAUUCAGGUGUUGCAGAUUUGUUUGACAAGCAUAAGCAUAUAACAAUUCUAGAUAUUAUCAUACUUUUUUCCAAAUAAUUCCAUGAUUUAAAAUUUUUUAUAGCUGUGCAUUGUUAAAUGUUUAAAAGGGGGGUAAAAAUGUAGUUAACUGGAAGAGAGGACCUGAGUUCAGGGGUGAUAAAAAAUAUUAGGAACCCCUGACGCUCAUAGGAAGAGGAAUUGAAUACUGGCAUAACAAAAGGAUGAUAUAGUGUGUGGCCAGCCUAUGAAGUAGUGAUAGGUGUGAUAUGUUUUCAUACAAAUGAACUCGGACUUUAUCCAGCUGGUCACCAAUUUUAUUUUCAGCAUCCUUUAGGUCCUAACUAUUUGGUGUUUGAAGAAAAAUGUAAAAUAACUUUUAUAGUUUUUAAUCCAUAAUUUGCAGGCAAAUUCAAAUAUUUUAAAGCAUUCUGAUAUUUCUAGAACAAAUCAACUGCUGCUUUAAGAAAAAUUAGUAAAAUAGUCUACACCAAACUUGAGAGAAAUCCUGCUAAUGAAAGAGUCAUACCCAGUCUUAAAGUAAACAGGAGGAAGAACACCAUAUAGGAGAUAAUUUAUUCUUAUGCACACUUGGAAUGGUUUUAUUUUAAUGCACUAUGGGUACUGUAAUGCCUAUUUACAAAGGUAAAGGUUUUACUGCAAAAUUAAGAAAACUGUUGAUGCAAGAUGAGUGGACUAAUAUGAUAUUCUGUGACCUUUGAGAUGGUUGGGGGUGAUCUACAACAGUAAUUGUACUGUGCAGGCGAUAAGUAAUUGUACCGUGCUAGCUGGUUGCUGGCACCAAUUACCAAGUGAUAUACAUUAUUCCAGUGUAUUGUGCAAUAAAAUAGCAUGAUAUGAUACUUAUGCCACAUGGCUUUCAAGGUGAAGAUGAACUUAAGUGAUGUCCAAAAUCUGGCAGGUUUUGGAAUUAUCUUUUAUGUGAUACUGCAAACAAAACUGUGUUUAUUAUUAUACAUUGUUGGAGUUGUCAUUUAACUGUGCCACUAGAUUACUUUUUUAUACUUACUGUUUAUUUAUAAUAAAUAAAUAAACAUAGUAACAGUA